This is a messenger RNA of Jatropha curcas, 2376 nucleotides long. RefSeq lists its product as uncharacterized. NCBI's taxonomy places the organism in Eukaryota, Viridiplantae, Streptophyta, Magnoliopsida, Malpighiales, Euphorbiaceae. The record is from RefSeq and is a predicted model, not a curated record.
UUCAUUGGUUUUCACCAAUGAAGUUAAAAGAAAGGGAAAGAUAAGGUUAUGGCUUAGAUAGGAUCCAAGUAAGCACAGAUGUAAUGUAUUGUUAAAACAUAAACAAAAAACGUUAGUCAAGGGUUGCAUCAAUUAUUUUCUAAGCAAAGACUAGUCUAUCUCGACAAGAAAGCGAAAAGAAAUCCCUAAAUAAUUAAAAUCUAACAACUGAUAAUAUUUAUAAUAAUGAUGAUUAGAGGGUGAGUUUCAACACCUCUCUUUCCUGGUUUCUUCAUCUUCAUUAAUGACCCUACACUGAUUACGUGUCAUCAUCAUAUUCAACAAGUUUAUAUAUACGCUAUGCUAGUGAACGAAUUAAGCUACAACCCCUUGCUGCACUUGCUAAAAAACUCACUAAACCUUCCCAAAUAUUAGUAGUUAAUUAACUAAUUAGAGAUAUGAUGUGAGCUUGAUUAGAAUUAAUGGCUGUCCUUGCUUCUUGUUGGUUGAUCAUUGAAUCCAUUAUCAUCCCAAAUGGAUUUUUGAAGUGGUUUUAUUUAAGCUUCUAUAUCCAUCCUGUUUUUCUUUUCCUUUGCCAGAUUUUUCUUUGGCUUAAAACACUAUUGAAAUGGGUUUUAAUUUUCUUUUCUUACCCUUUCAAAAUCAUUUGUUUUCUUGGUUUAUUUAUUUUUGAGUUUUUCAAGAAUUGUGUCAUCUAUGUUUUUUCAUUCACUAAAAUGGCCAAUAAUAAUGAAGCCAUAGAAGAAGAAGAAGAAGAAGAAGAAGAGGUUGAGAGUUUUGCACUUGCACAGAAUUGUAAUGAAAAAGAAACUAUUGCUUUUUACAGUUUUUCAAGUAUAAUAGCACCAAUUUCUUGCCAAGAAAAAGUAUUCCAACUUGAGAAAAGUUAUGGGUUUGAAGAGGGUAAUAACUUUGAGGAUGAUCUUCAAGUUUCAUAUGGGGAUAAAAAUAUAAAAGAAGAAAGAUUGUUUCUUGAUGAAGAUAAGAGUACGAUAAGUGAUUUAUCUUCUAUUUGUAGUUCUGAAUCAUCCUCUACUGUUUCUUUUAAAGUGGAGAGUUUCUCAUAUUGGAGACCUCAUUGUAUCCUUGAACCAUCUACAGAGGAUGCAGAUUUAAAUGAUGGCAUGUCAUCCAUUUGUAGCUCUGAUUCACCACCUGCAGCCAACAGUCUUGACUUGAUUGAAAACCCACCAUUGAUUUUCAGCCCUAAUUUACUGGCUGAAAAUCAAGAUACAAAUGAAUCACCAGCAAUGGAAUUAGAAGUAUCUAAAAUUGGAUUUGAAGAUCAAGAUUUUGAUGCAUUCUAUAAUAAAUACGCUGAAAGAAUGAGAUGGUUCGAUGUCCUAAAUUACGAGCGAACAUGUGGAAUAAGUACAAUCUUGAACAAGCAAAUAGGUACUCCAAAUUCAUUUGAGAGUAUUGAAGAUGAGGAUUUCUCUGUCUCCCCUUAUAUGUCAUGGGAUAAAAGAGCAAGAAAGAGGCUUCUAAGAAGCAUAGAAAGUGAUUUUGAACUUGUUUAUGUAGCUCAAUCAUGCUUGUCAUGGGAAGCCCUACACCAUCAAUACAGAAAAGUUGAAGCUCUUGCAAUCACUACCUCUCAAAAUGGGAUAUUUUCUCAUCAUGUGGCUGAAGAAUUGCAGAAGUUCAAAGUGCUUUUGGAGAGAUUUAUGGAAGAUGAAAGAUUUGAAGGCAAAAGGGUGUGGAAUUAUGUUAGAGGAAGAUUUUCCUUCAAGAGCCUUCUUCAAGUCCCCAAGGUUUCAGGAUUUUUUGAGCAGGCAAAGGAGGAAAUGAAAAUAGAAGGCAUAAAUGUUAAAGAAGUCCUGAAAGCCAUAGAGAGGUGCAUACUAGUUUUUUGGGUAUUUGUAAAAAUUGACAACAAAAAGUCUUGGUGGAAAUUCAGAAGUUCCUUAUGGACGUAUCCACCUGUGGAGGACCCUAGAGAUUUGAAAUUAUUAGUUGAUCUCACUAGAAAUCUCCAAAAGAAGGAACUAUGGUUGAAAGAUUCACAAGGAAAGCAAAGGUGCUGGUUCAGGAAAGUGGUAAAACCCUUGGAAGAGUCCCAAAGAAAGGAUCUUUUGUUUACAAUGAUAGACAUAAAGUUGGUAUCAAGAGUUCUACAACUGUCUGUAAUCUCCUCGACCCAACUCAAAUGGUGCCAAGAAAAGCUGGACAAUAUUGAGUUCAAAGAAGGGAAGAUUGUUAGGGCUUGCUCCUCUGGCCCCUUGUUUCCUCCUUGAUGUUCUUGCACAAGUGGUGGAACCCAUUUUUUUUAAGGGUUUUCAUUUAACCAAAUGUUUGCUCCACAAAAAAGAUUAUGUAUUUUUUUCUUUUAAAGUGACUAUUGUAUGCAUGUAUAUAGUGUGUAUAAAUGAACAG